AUGGCAACUGUGUCUCAAAGUCCAUACAUGAGAAAUGACCAAGAUCAACUUGCUGAGCAAUUAGGGCUGAAGAUAACAGAGCAAACUGAGCAAUCUGAUCUUGCCAGAGCUGAAAGAUUGUAUAUGAAACUGACUGGUCGUGACAAGAGAAUUCUUGUUAUAUUGGAUGACAUUUGGAAAGAAGUUGAUUUUAAGAGUUUUGGAAUUCCCAUCAAAGGUGAAUGCAAGAGCUUCAAAGUUAUACUGACAUCUCGAUCCUCAGGUGUUUGUCGGGACAUGGGAGCUGAACUUUUUAAGGUUGUAGAGGAAUGCAAAGGUCUAUCUCUUGCAAUCGUUGUUGUUGCCACGGCAUUAAAAAGCAAUCAUACUCUAGAAUCCUGGGAUCUUGCCCUUCGGCAACUAAGAAAGGAUAGAAUGGGAAACCUAAGAGGUGUUCAAGAUCUGGUAUGGAAAAGGGCUACAAUUGUUCCAGGAUACAGAGAAUACUUGCUAGUUGAUGAGUUAAAAAGCUCCUAUUUGUUGCUAAAUGAUGGUGAAAAAGAAGACUCUAUAAAAUUGCACGAUGUUGUGCGAGAUGUGUGCUUGUCAAUUGCAUCAAAUGUAGAGCAUGAGUUUUUAGUGAGCAAUUCUGGAGUGGGAAAAAAGAAUUCUUACACGGCAAUUUUGCUAAUAUCACAAGAUUGCAAUCAUGAUCUACUUCCAUUUUGCAAGGAAUAUCCAAGGCUUAGGCUGUUGCGUUUGGAAUUCAAUUCAGGGAAAUUAAACCUACCAAAAGAUUCUUUUGUAGGAAUGGAAGCUCUCAGGGUCAUGGAGUUAAACCACUCGCAAAUUGAAUUUCCACUAUCAUGGCCUAACCAAAUACUAAGAAGUCUUCGGAUACGGUGCCUGGAUUUUUGUAGGUUGGGCACUGGAUUGUCGUCAAUGCUUGGACACAUGACGCAAUUGGAAACUUUGAGCCUCUUUCAAUCCACACUUGCAGAUGAUCAAUCUCCAACAGAAAUCGCUCAAUUGAGUAAUUUAAAGUUGUUGGAUUUGAGUGUUAAAAGUAGCCUCCAUCCCUUGCCUAAUGGUAUCUUGUCAAGCUUGAAGAAACUAGAAGAAUUGUAUUUGGGAUCUCGUGAUCAUUUGCAGCUAGGGAGAGAUAAAGAAGAGGAAAUAGGAUGCCUUAAAGAGAUCUCAGCAAUCUCUAACCUUGCAUGGCUCCAAAUUGUUUUAUAUGGCCUUAACCUCUUACUUCUAUCUUUGCAAGAAUUUGAUACUCAGAGUUUGUCAAGAUUUAACAUUACAGUAACUAAUCACGGAGGAGCAAUCAAUUUGAAUCGAAGCUAUCAAUUUCAAAAAAGUUUCAAUCUUUAUUUGAAAGGUGGUGGUGAUGAAGGGUUGAAACAAGUGUUUGAUCCUAAAGUUACUAGCAUUGUAGAGAGAACUGAGAAUCUCAUUUUAAAUCUUUCUUACUCAUCACGCUUGAGGAAUCUUAUGCCUAACUUGGAUGAAAAUGGGUUCAUCAAUUUGAAAAAGCUUGAUCUGUAUUAUGGACACUGUGAAUGCCUUAUUGAUUUUAUCGCCAACCUCAUUGCUAAACAUAUUUUUGAAGUCCACGGAGUUAGAAUAUUUGAAGUUGAAAGAAAUAUGUUACGGAUUUCUUCCACCUGGGUGCUUCAAUCAACUUCAAGAGGUGACACUUUAUUGUAUAAGUGCUUUAGAGUGCUUGUGGAAGGGAUCAGUCGAACCUCCGUCGCUUUGCAACCUCAAAUCUAUUAG
Messenger RNA from Coffea arabica (coffee), 1761 nucleotides. NCBI's taxonomy places the organism in Eukaryota, Viridiplantae, Streptophyta, Magnoliopsida, Gentianales, Rubiaceae. The record is from RefSeq and is a predicted model, not a curated record.